Molecule: messenger RNA, 990 nt
Organism: Pectinophora gossypiella (pink bollworm)
Lineage: Eukaryota; Metazoa; Arthropoda; Insecta; Lepidoptera; Gelechiidae
Exons: 2
Coding region: 1-990 (329 amino acids)
Biological process (GO): DNA integration
Molecular function (GO): nucleic acid binding
Source: RefSeq, a predicted model, not a curated record
AUGUUAGUAGUUGAUGCGUUCACUAAGUACUGCAUACUUACGCCCAUCCAGCGCCAAGAUUUUAGUGAACUACAACGAGUUUGUAAAAAUGUUAUAUCGUUGUUUGGCACUCCGCGCUUGAUAGUGUGUGAUAGAGGUCGUAUGCUGGAGUGUGCUGCCUUCAAGUCGUGGAUGCAAGUUUUGGGUGUAGAACUCCAUUAUAUAACCCCCGAAAUGCAUCAAGCUAACGGGCAGGUAGAACGAUACGUGCGGACCGUGUUAAACAUGCUCAGGAUUGAGGUCACUUAUAAAAAGCGUCAAUGGGCUGAUGAGCUGUGGCAGCUUCAGUUAAUCCUUAAUCUGACUAUGCAGAAAACGACACAAUCUUCUGCCUUAAAUCUGUUAGUGGGACAUGAGAGUGCCACGCCAGCGAUUAGAGCCCUGGUACGAGAUGUCGCGCAAGCACCAUCGGCCGUCAACCGCGAGUCAAGAAGAGAGAUGGCAAGACAGAGGACGGCCGAGCAGUUGUCCAAUAACCAGAGGACCAUGGAUGCUCGCGUUAAUCGCGAACGUCGUCCACCCCGUAUGUUUCAGGAAGGCGACCACGUCUUCGUUAUUAAGUUCGCCCAGUCUACGGGGAAGCUGGACCACGGCAUGCGUGGCCCUUAUCGGGUGCUGCGAGUCCUGCCUAACGACCGCUAUGAGUUAAAGCUCCUGGCUGGAUCCUAUGGAAAGUCCACGUACGCAGCUGCCCAGUACAUGGUCCCUUGGAGAGGGGAAUGGACUCCCGAAUCUUGCUCUGCCUUCUUCGAGGGAAAUGACGACAACGACCCGGACCAAAGUCAGCCGGGACUUUACUUGGAGUCUGACCAGUCUGAGCAAGCUGCGGUGGACGACCCUGAAUUGGACCCGUCAGUGAGGCUAGAUGCCACGGAGCCUGGGUCAUCAACGCAACAUGAAGAGCCGCGACCGGGCCCUUCGCGGGGCUUAGACAUGCCUAUACUCGAUUAA